Molecule: messenger RNA, 582 nt
Organism: Adineta ricciae
Lineage: Eukaryota; Metazoa; Rotifera; Eurotatoria; Adinetida; Adinetidae
Source: the annotation of a GenBank genome assembly
AUGCGCAAGGACAACCCUUUGACUUUGAACUCGACAAGUCCAUGUUCGACAACAGUUAAUUGUACUCAACUUAAUGGGGCAGGCACUUGUAGCGCAAUUGGUGGUGGAACUACAAACUAUCAUUGUGUUUCUUGUAAAUACGGUUCAAAUACAUAUAAUAGUCCAUGUCCAGCGGAUCCGUGUUUGUCAGCAACUCCUUGCACAUCAAAUAAUAGCAGCGGUGUUUGUGUUGCAUUUGGUGAUGGAACUGCAAAUUAUCAAUGUACAGGAUGUACUUAUAGUCCUAAUGUAAACAAUACUGCAUGUCCAAGUAAUCCUUGUCUGACGGGUGCUAAUUGUACUCAACUUGAUAGUGUUGGUACUUGUGUUGCAGUUGGAAAUGGAACUACGAGUUACCAAUGUACCAAUUGUGUUUAUGGUUCAAAUACUCUAAACAAACCAUGUCCAGCUAAUCCAUGUACUAUGGUUAAUUGUAAUUCAGCAAAUAGAGGUGGAACUUGUGUCCCUCUUCGUAAUGGAUUUUCUGAUUAUGCAUGUGCUGGUUGCAAUAAUGGAUCAUCUGUAUUAAAUGGAAUUUGUUAA